AUGACGCUUCAUGCAGCGCAAAGGCGCAUUGGCGUCCCACGAGCUUUCAUGUUUCGCCGCAAUAUGCCUCCUCACCGCACUCUUAUCCCCGCCCCCAAGGCCAACUCAGGCCCUUUGAUGGAGCGACGGGCGGAUCGAGAACUUCCCUCCAUCAAUACUGAGAAGCGCCGAUGGAUCAAGACGCUGCCGAUAUUUGCGGUAGUCGUUGGAGCUGCAAUGCUUGGCAUAUUUAAUUACCAGAAGUCGUCUUCGAGCGUCGUGAGCAGCACGCUAUAUGCCCUUCGAACUUCACCUCGUGCACGGGAAAUCCUGGGAGACGAAAUUUACUUUGCUCAAAAGAUACCGUGGAUUAGCGGGGAAAUGAAUCAGCUACAUGGUCGGAUUGAUAUCUCCUUUUGGGUGAAGGGGACAAAGGGUCAGGGGAAAAUGCGGUUCCGAAGCAUUAGGCCGGACCGCAUGAGCUUUUUUCGCACCGAAGAAUGGAGCCUAGAGACGGAGGACGGACAAGUCGUGCAGCUACUUGACCAUGACAGCGACCCUUUUCGCCAAGGCAAUUGA
Aspergillus thermomutatus is the source of this 558-nucleotide messenger RNA. RefSeq names its product cytochrome c oxidase assembly factor 1 family protein. The record is from RefSeq and is a predicted model, not a curated record. Gene Ontology annotation, cellular component: mitochondrial inner membrane. Gene Ontology annotation, biological process: mitochondrial respiratory chain complex IV assembly. NCBI's taxonomy places the organism in Eukaryota, Fungi, Ascomycota, Eurotiomycetes, Eurotiales, Aspergillaceae. The transcript is spliced from 2 exons. Bases 1 to 558 code for a protein of 185 amino acids.